Rhizophagus irregularis DAOM 181602=DAOM 197198 is the source of this 534-nucleotide messenger RNA. The record is from RefSeq and is a predicted model, not a curated record. Lineage: Eukaryota; Fungi; Glomeromycota; Glomeromycetes; Glomerales; Glomeraceae.
AUGACAACUAAAUUAAAUCUGCUCUUAGCUGAGAUUGCAGAGCUUAGGAAGGAGAAUGCUGAGAUUCCCGAACUUAGAGAGAAGUUACUAAAGUUUGCUGAGGUUGAGGCUGAGAAUGCGAAGCUGAAGCAAAUUAUUGAAGAGAAUGCAAGGCGUGAUUCUGAGAAUGCCGAACUCAAGUCUAGAGUUGGAGAGCUUGAGGCUAGACUUGCAUUAUUAGAACAGGGUUCAGCUGUGGAUGGGAUGGCGUUGUCAUUUGGUCAGACACAAAAUGAUAAAGAAGCGAUGCCAGUGGUGACGGUACCAACUGUUGAUGUACCCGAUUCUGUAAUAGACCAACUCAAUAAUGAAGUAGAACGAGCACCUAGUGACCUUCGGUAUGUAAAAAACAUGUCAUGUAUACAGAUUAAACAAAAAACAAGUAUUGUAUGGAAACCGAUGUAUGUAUGGUGUCACAUGUAUGCUAUGUAUGGUAACGAUUUCAUACAUGAGCGAUUGAACAUAUUUCUAGUAAGAGGAAAGAGUUUUGUCUAA